UGGAAGCAAGGGAUUGGAAAUUUCUAAAACGACAAAGAUCACCUGACCAUAUACCCUUUACAAAAGGUAUGGCGGAUGGGCAGUCCUUAGAAGAGCCGCCUAAAGUAAAGAAGGCCAAGGGAAAGACGCCUACGGGCCCUCUCUUCACUCUAAAGAAAUGGAACGCCGUGGCGAUGUGGUCGUGGGACGUGGAGUGUGAUACUUGUGCUAUAUGUAGAGUACAAGUUAUGGAUGCUUGCCUUAGAUGUCAAAGUGACAAGAAACAAGAAGAAUGCAUUGUCGUGUGGGGAGAAUGCAAUCAUUCCUUUCACAAUUGUUGUAUGCAGCUAUGGAUCAAGCAAAACAAUCGCUGCCCACUCUGUCAGCAGGAAUGGACCGUACAGAGAUUUGGAAGCUAGUAGAAUGUCAUUAUAUUAUAAUGAUCAUUGUUUUUAAAUUAUCUAUUAUGAAACACGUUAUCAUUGUGACAUUAUUUGAGUUUGAUUCUAACGUCAUUAUCAUUUGAUUUCAA
Amphimedon queenslandica is the source of this 511-nucleotide messenger RNA. RefSeq names its product RING-box protein 2-like. Bases 69 to 398 code for a protein of 109 amino acids. Gene Ontology annotation, molecular function: zinc ion binding. Lineage: Eukaryota; Metazoa; Porifera; Demospongiae; Haplosclerida; Niphatidae. The record is from RefSeq and is a predicted model, not a curated record. The transcript has 3 exons.